Molecule: messenger RNA, 4406 nt
Organism: Anopheles bellator
Lineage: Eukaryota; Metazoa; Arthropoda; Insecta; Diptera; Culicidae
Gene: eRF3
Product: eukaryotic peptide chain release factor GTP-binding subunit ERF3A
Exons: 9
Coding region: 312-2096 (594 amino acids)
Biological process (GO): translation
Cellular component (GO): translation release factor complex
Molecular function (GO): GTPase activity; translation release factor activity; GTP binding
Source: RefSeq, a predicted model, not a curated record
CCGUUUCCGAUUUUCGGCUUUUAAUUUCUACCCCCCAUUUUUUGCCUCGAUUCCCGAGGCACCGUGUUCCGUCGUGCUAUCGGAACUCAAGCCCGCACCCCAAGUGGAUCGAAGAAAGUUCCGAUCACAGACGGCGGCGGCAGCGACGACGACGUCGGGAGUGAAAUUCCGGUGCACCGAAACGAAAGGGUGCUGCCACGUUCGGUGUGAUCAUCCGGAUCGUGUUCCGCGGAGCGUUACGUGUGUCCGUCGUUCGCGUGUGGCGUGAAAAGAAUCAAAUCGUCGAUUAAGGAGCAAACAGCAGCCGCAAAAUGGAUCAGGAUAGCGAAAACAACGACAUGAGCGCAAAGUUCUCGACGCUCAACGUGAACGCACAAGAGUUUGUGCCCAGCUUUUGCAGUCCGAGCACAACGACGGCCCCGACACAGGUAGCGGCGCCCGCUACGGCGGUGGUAACGACGGCGGCCACUCCAGCGCCAACGGUGCCAACGUCGGCCCCGUCGAGCGGCGGAAGCAGCAGCGGAGGGGGCGGUGCCGGUGGUGGUGGUGCCACCACUCCGACAUCAACAGCGGCCACGCCAACGCCACCGUCCUCGUCGGCACCGACGCCCAUGGAGAAGGGCGACGAUGAUGCGGUUAAAACUCCCGAAAACAAUGAAAGUGAACCCCUAGACAGCUGGGACGCGGAAGAGGACUCGAUCCUGACGCCCGAGGAUGAAGAGAUGGAACUGGAGGACGGCGAGGUGGACGGUGACGCGGCACCGAAAGUGUCGAAAAAGAAGCCACCCAAGGUUGAGGAAAGUCGAAGCAAAAAGGAACACGUCAACGUCGUGUUCAUUGGACACGUCGACGCCGGUAAAUCCACGAUCGGUGGACAGAUCAUGUCCCUGACCGGCAUGGUGGACAAGCGGACACUCGAAAAGUACGAACGCGAGGCACGUGAAAAAUCGCGAGAAAGCUGGUACUUAUCGUGGGCCCUCGAUACCAAUCAAGAAGAGCGGGACAAGGGAAAAACGGUGGAAGUUGGUCGUGCCUAUUUUGAGACUGAAAAGAAGCAUUUCACCAUCCUCGACGCACCGGGACACAAGAGUUUCGUGCCCAACAUGAUUGGUGGGGCGGCCCAGGCCGAUCUGGCGGUGCUCGUAAUCUCCGCCCGGAAGGGCGAGUUCGAGACCGGGUUCGAUCGGGGUGGCCAAACGCGAGAGCACGCGAUGCUGGCGAAGACGGCCGGUGUUAAGCAUCUGGUGGUGCUGGUCAACAAAAUGGACGACCCGACCGUCAACUGGGACGUGGAGCGAUACAACGAAUGCAAGGACAAAAUCUUACCAUACCUCAAGAAACUAGGAUUUAAUCCACUCAAGGAUCUAACGUUUAUGCCGGUGUCCGGCAUCACCGGGCAAGGGCUGCGGGAGCGAAUCGAUGACUCCAUCUGCCCCUGGUACGAGGGACCGGCCUUUAUUCCGUUCAUCGACGAGCUGCCGUCGCUCAACCGCAAAACCGAUGGCCCGUUCAUCAUGCCCAUCGUCGACAAGUACAAGGACAUGGGAACGGUGCUCAUGGGCAAGGUGGAAUCCGGCAUGGCGAAGAAGGGCACCAACCUGUUGGUGAUGCCCAACAGAACUCAAGUGUGUGUCGAUCAGCUAUGGUCCGACGACGAAGAGGUGACAUCCGUGGGGCCAGGUGAAAACGUCAAAAUCAAAGUUAAGGGCAUAGAGGAGGAGGACGUCUCGCCCGGGUUUGUCCUGUGUGACGCUUCCAAUCCGAUCAAGACGGGCAAGGUUUUCGACGCCCAGGUCGUCAUCCUAGAACACAAGUCAAUCAUUUGUGCGGGAUACUCGGCGGUGAUGCAUAUACACUGUGCGGCGGAGGAGAUUACUGUUAAGGCUCUUAUUUGUUUAGUAGAUAAAAAGACGGGAGAUAAGUCCAAGACAAGGCCGCGCUUUGUGAAACAGGAUCAGGUCGCCAUCAUGAGAAUUGAAUGCUCCGGAUUGAUAUGCUUAGAGCAGUUUAAACUAUUCCCUCAGAUGGGUCGCUUCACGCUUCGAGACGAAAACAAAACCAUUGCCAUUGGAAAGGUGCUGAAGGUUGUGGAGUAAACAAACCAAAAACAAAACUCCAACACAAUCUACGUUUUUUCAACGGCAGCGAUACGCAGUGUCUUUAAACCAUCCAACAGAAAACCAGCAAAGAAAGAGAGAGUGAAACACGUAACAUGUCUACACACAGGCGGCCACACGAACUACUAAGCGCCACUGCGCCACGGGCGGGUCAUCCGAAACCGUGCUGGUGUGCACCACACACGGCGCCGCACCGUUAAGAAAGAGACUAUUGCGCGGAUACUGUGGCCACGCAGAGUAAUCAAUCAGCAUUUCCUCGUCUCGGCAACGAAUACCACUUUUUUGUCGUCUUCUAUAUAUUGCUUUCGUUGCUGCUCGUCCUAUCUGGGCUUCGCUCUGUGUGCUCGAGCUUGUCCUUUCGCUCGUGUCCUUCCCGUGCCCCUGAGUAUUUUCUCGACAAUCCAUCCCGUAAACUGUUGCUUCUACCCCCUUCCGGUUACACCAAGGGUGUGCCGACGCCGGAGUGUGUCCCUGUCCACCGGAAAAGCAUGGUGACGAAGGAAGAAUUCGUAGCGGAACCACCGCCGCCAAUGGUGGCAUGUGAAUAGAGCGUUUUUUACACCCAUCCUAUUAUCCUUUUGCGAGUUGUUAAAGAAAACAAAGCCACUGCAGCUUAUCACACAACACAAACACAGCGAAACUAAUGCGCAUCAAUUGCUUGUGGGGAGCGAAAACUCGGUAGGAAAUAGAUAAUGAAACACCACGGCUCUCACAGAUUGUAGCUUACACAGCGGACGCCAAACCAGAGAUAAGCAGCAGCACUCACACAGACACGCACACACACAGACAAUGAGAACUCAGACACACAUCCCAACAGGCAAAACCAAUUGAUCGCCACCACGCGAUUGCGGACUGAAUGAAUAUUGAAACAAAAACACUAGUAGCAUAAUAAAUGUGUGUAAAAAGGGAUCAUAACCAAUAGGGGGAAGUGCGGUGCGAAAGGCGGGACGGACGGACGGACGGGGCCCCCACAAACGGUGGUAGGUCCCCAUCGUGCUCUCUGAGUGAAUGGCGAAGGGCACACACGCGAUACUAAUAACGCAUCGGAAACAGUAACUUUAAACAGAACCAUGUACAGGACGCGAUAUGAUACAUUUGCGCGUUUGCAAGUUUCGAGAAUGCAAUAAUUGUUGCGGGUGCCCCAACAAUAAUGUCCACAGGAGAGAGGCCACCAAGAAGGAAGGUAUGUGUUUGUGUGGGUCACAGUUAACGGCAUCCGAUGAAAGUGACGUCCGCCCUUACGGAUAGUGGUGAAUAGCGGCGUGCGUGAGGCCACCUGGUAGAAAGAACUCGGGCCACCGUUAACAGCAGCAGCAGCAGGGUCGUAACUUUUAAAGUCGCUCGCCAUCGCCUGUUAGAAGAUGUAUUUCUUCGUCUUUUUGUUUCCUCUUCGUUUUACAACUGUAUCGUCACGCGAGAAGCAUAGCAAACGCGCGCGCGUAAAGCGUUUUGGGGAGUUUUGGGCGGGUGUCAUCCUGGGUGGGCAAGAGAAACCAAACUGAAUUAGACCGCUAGAAGGGGGGGAGCGCACGGCGCCACCGGUUGGGUGUAUAUUUUGGAUUGCGACACAAACAUUUGUACCGAUUGUUACACAUUGCUUUGAACAAUAUUUGAUACUAUUACGACGACGAUUAGUUCAUCCGUUUGCGACAUUGUUUGUUCUUCAAUUUUUCUUACGUUAAGUUAAGCUUUUUCGCCCGGAGUGUGCUGUUGAUAGGACCGAACUAGACGCCAGAACGCGCUCUGUAAUGGGAUAAGGGAUGCAAACGUAAUAAGAGGGGCGGUCUCAGCAUCGACACAAGUGAUAAGUGUUGGAAGGUUACGAUCGCGCGUUCGUCCCACAGCAAAGAUCAUCCAAACGAUUGUCGACAAAGCAAGCGAAGCAAAGAACGCAGCGCGCAAAACUAGUGUAGAAAGCAAUCGAAGGAUGUGUAGGGCUGUUGUUAUGGUAACUUGCGUCAGAAAAAACUGACAUAAAGAUACGAAACGAGACACUUGGGACGCAAAAAAAACGGGAUAAUAAAGCUCGUGAUGUGAAGGUCAAACAAAGAGGAAGAUGCCGGACCGAAGUGCUCCCCAGCAUCCAUAUCGCAGUACACACUCCAUUACAUUUUAUCAAAAUAAGGCGAAACACUCCCCCUAAGGCAUCGUCAUCAUUAUUAUUGAAUACUGAACAUUUAUUUGCCCUUUUCUCUUGUUUUUUAAACGUUUUUUUAAGACAGAGGAAGAGAGAAAUCAGCAACACAAAGAAGAAAACAAGUUACAAGGAAUGAAACACAUGAAAAUAAA